AUGAUGUGCGCAACAGGAAGAAAUGAGGAGGGCAAAGCAGAAUGCCCGCAGAUUUCAAAGGAGUAUCUGAGUUUGCUCAAAGGCUACGAUAUCGCCACCUUGGAGAAGGGCACCCAACAGACUGCCAUUUGUGACAAGAAUUCAGGCGAGAAACUAGGAGUCAUGGAGCAAGGCCUGUUCCAACGAGAUGCUGGAAUUGAAAACAAUUACUACCAAGCAGUCUCAGGCUGCUCUUGCGGGAAGGCUGAGAGCGCCAAAGAGCGUACAAUGAAGUGUAAACCAUGGCCCAAGUCUCUGUCUGUGAGCUACCACGACAAUGAUCCCAACGUGAUUUGUGUCGACGGGCUUCGCUGUCCUAAAAGCAAAUAG
Messenger RNA from Puccinia triticina, 369 nucleotides. RefSeq lists its product as uncharacterized. Bases 1 to 369 code for a protein of 122 amino acids. NCBI's taxonomy places the organism in Eukaryota, Fungi, Basidiomycota, Pucciniomycetes, Pucciniales, Pucciniaceae. The transcript is spliced from 2 exons. The record is from RefSeq and is a predicted model, not a curated record.